AAUAAUAAAAAAAAAUUCAGUAAAGAUGCUUAAGAAAAAAAAAUCUGUUUAAAGUUAAAAAUAAAAACUGGAAGAUUAAUAUUUUGAUAAUUUUAUGGAAAGUUUAUUGAGGUUAUAUACUGCAUAAAACUCAUCAAAAUAAAUAGAUAUUAUUAAAUAUAUUUAAUAAUAAAAAUAUAAUGUCACUUCGUGUUAGAUUAUCAAGAACUAAAGUUGGUAAAUUUAUAAGUAAUAUUGCAAUGAAAUGUUGGGCCUAUUCUGGUGCUUACAUUAUAAUAUGUUUUAUUUUAUACUGGUUUUAUGGUGGAAUUUUAGCAUUUUUUCUACUAUGUUUUGCAACAACAGGUGUUUUAUAUAGAAUGGAAGAUCAAUUGUUAUAUCAUCCAGAAUUACCAGCUCAUUCACGUGUUUAUGUGCCAGCACCAUCAAUGUUUAAUUUACCAUAUCAAAGUGUUUAUACUAGAUCACAUGAUGGAACAAUGUUACACAUGUUUUUUAUAACCCAGCCAAAUGACAAAAUUAAAUCAUCACCAACAAUACUAUUUCUUCAUGGAAAUGCUGGAAACAUGGGACACAGACUACAAAAUGUUUGUGGUCUCUAUCACAAAUUACAUUGUAAUAUUUUAAUGCUAGAGUAUCGAGGAUAUGGUUUGUCUCAAGGUACACCAUCUGAAAGUGGUCUCUACAUGGAUGCACAAGCUGGAUUAAAUUUUCUAGCAUCUAGAACAGAUAUUAAUACUAAUGAAAUAAUUGUAUUUGGCAGAUCACUUGGUGGUGCUGUUGCAAUUGAUUUAGCAACAAAACUUGAUAACACACAAAAAAUGUGGUGUUUAAUUGUGGAAAAUACAUUUACAAGUAUUCCAGAUAUGGCAAAAAUAUUAAUUGGUUUGAAAUUAUUAAAAUAUUUACCACUUAUUUUUUAUAAAAAUAAAUUUAUGUCAUUGAUAAAAAUGAGAUCAAUAAGUAUACCAGUAUUAUUUAUAUCUGGUCUUGCUGACACAUUGGUACCACCAAAAAUGAUGGAAGAUUUAUAUAAUCAUUGCAAGUAUUGUCAUAAAAGAUUAUUAACAAUACCUGGUGGUACACACAAUGAAACAUGGAAUAAAAAUAAUUAUUAUGAAAAUUUACAAAAAUUCAUUGAUGAAUUACGUGAUAAUCCACCAAAACGUGUUGAUCAUUAUCAAAUUGAUGUUAUUUAAAAUAAUUAUUUUAUACAUUAAAAAAAAA
This is a messenger RNA of Aphidius gifuensis, 1227 nucleotides long. RefSeq names its product protein ABHD13 (gene Bem46). Lineage: Eukaryota; Metazoa; Arthropoda; Insecta; Hymenoptera; Braconidae. The transcript is spliced from 4 exons. Gene Ontology annotation, cellular component: membrane. The coding region runs from base 180 to 1199 and encodes 339 amino acids. The record is from RefSeq and is a predicted model, not a curated record. Gene Ontology annotation, molecular function: palmitoyl-(protein) hydrolase activity.